Effrenium voratum is the source of this 455-nucleotide messenger RNA. The record is from the annotation of a GenBank genome assembly. NCBI's taxonomy places the organism in Eukaryota, Dinophyceae, Suessiales, Symbiodiniaceae.
UGCCCCUUCUGGUACCCCACCGGGAGGACCUCAUGAGCCACUCGCGCUACUGGUUCGAGCGGCUUUGGCAUAAUCUGCAGCACGUGCCAGAGGAGAAGUGGAUGCCUUCGAGGGCGCACUGGGCGAAGCGCCAUCCCUUCUCUCCCUGGAUGCCGUUGAAGACAUGGAGUUCCCAGUACGCGCAGGCGACAAUGUACUGGUCUCAGUUUCUGGAGUUCUUCACUUGGCCGCACGUGCAGUUCUUCCGGGGGGUGCCGGACCUGGUGCGCAAGGCCCGGACGUUGGACUUCCCGGCCAUCUCGCGCGCCAUGUCCGCGUGGACUCUUCAGGGCGUCGCAGAAGCCGAGAGCUUCUGGCGAGCGGUGCCGGGACCCAAGUCGAGGCCAAAGAUCCAAGCGGUGCCAGGCUCCCUGUGCUGCUUCCGACUGGCGAAGCAAAAGAUCGGCAUCCGCUGA